GGGAACUGGAGUUUCUGGAGCCGUCCGGCCAGCCUCCUUCUAGAGGGUGCGUAGCCUAAGAGCCACAGAACGGCAACAGCUUCCGAGAGAGGUUACGAUGCACCCAAAACGCCGUGCCUCGGAGCUGAAGGGCGCCUGCCCGCACUGCACGCGGAGAGCCCAAGACUGAGCGAGCUUCCCAGUCCGCUGCAGGAGCGUCCCGAUACUGCGCCUGCGCAAAGCGCCUGCUGCUAGCCGCGGCUGCGAUCGCCUGCGCAGAGGAAGAGCGGCGUGCGCUUGCGCAGAAAAUUGAAGUCGCUUCGGCAGCACUGGGGAGCAUGCAUAAACUUAAAUCAGCUCAGAAGGACAAGGUCCGCCAGUUCAUGGCAUGCACUCAGGCUAGUGAGAGGACUGCCAUCUACUGCCUGACCCAGAAUGAGUGGAAACUAGAUGAGGCCACAGACAGUUUCUUCCAAAACCCGGAGGCGUUCCACCGAGAGUCUAUGAAGAGCAGUGUGGACCUGAAGAAGCUGGAGCAGCUGUACGGAAGGUACAAAGACCCACAGGACGAGAACAAAAUCGGAGUCGAUGGGAUUCAGCAGUUCUGUGAUGACCUGAGUCUGGACCCCGCCAGUAUCAGCGUUUUGGUCAUAGCAUGGAAGUUCAGGGCCGCCACUCAGUGUGAAUUUAGCAAGAAAGAGUUUGUGGAUGGCAUGACAGAGCUGGGGUGCGACAGCACAGAGAGGCUGAAAGCUCUUCUUCCCAAACUGGAACAAGAGCUAAAGGACUCAGCGAAGUUCAAGGACUUCUACCAGUUUACCUUCACCUUCGCUAAGAACCCUGGGCAGAAGGGCUUAGAUUUAGAAAUGGCUGUUGCAUAUUGGAAGUUAGUAUUGUCUGGAAGGUUUAAAUUUUUAGAUCUUUGGAACACAUUUCUGCUGGAGCAUCACAAAAGAUCAAUUCCAAGGGAUACUUGGAACCUUCUCCUAGAUUUUGGAAACAUGAUUGCAGAUGAUUUGUCUAACUACGAUGAAGAAGGAGCGUGGCCUGUCCUUAUAGAUGACUUUGUAGAAUAUGCACGGCCAGUGGUCACAGGUGGGAGACGUGGCCCUUUCUAGACGGAAAAGCCAGAUGGAGGGUAGGAUGGGCGUGUCCUGGAGGAGCCAGCUGCGUGGGCUGCUGUGUGCAUUUGUCGCUGACCUCAGAGUCUUCCCCGUCCAUGCAUGAAGCAAAUCCUUACUCUGCUUAAAGGCUGACGUGCAGACACAAAGAAGCUCCUCAGGAUGUCAGGGACAGCGACAGAGCUAUGGCUUUAGGAGACGCCUGCAUGACUUGUCUUUUCAGAGAGCAGCGUAGAUAGACCCUGUGCGCAGGCUGACAGCAUGCUGUUCCAGUUCAUGACGUUAAGGUGAGCACCAGCCAUCUCCAAACUGGAAUCAUGUUCUAAUUACGCUUCAGGGUAGCAUCCGUGUCCUCAGAAUGAUGUAACUGUCACACAAGUCCGAGCUGUUCAACACACGCCUCAUGAAGACGGCCUUGUCAGAGAGCCCACUGCUUUGAAUCUUGGUAUUCAAGAUGGAUAGUUCUGAAUUAUCCAAUGUCUAGGUCUACUAGAUGUUGUGCUUUGGUUUCUCUAGAAGCUGCUGUUGCAGUUUGCACAGGGUGGCACAGGUGCAUCCAGCAGCUCACUCUAUCAAACUGUUUACAAGCUGGGGGACCUGUUUCACUACUAGGAGGUUACUAUUAGGCCUGGAUGCUGCCUCCUGAGAAGUUUCUUAUUUUUUUAAUAUAUUUUAUAUUUAAAAGGACGUUUUCCAUGAGAAACACUUCUCUUUGAGUGAUGAGUUAGAUUUACAAAUCAUAUGCACCAGUUCCCACACCUGUCUAUAAUGUCUCCAGUGCCCGGUGUCCAGCCCUUCGAAAGCCAUAUGCAUUUGGAAGCAAACAUACGUCAUCCGGAAAGAAUCCACACCCAAAGCACUGUCUCACUCGUCUGCACCUGAGACUGUGCCGUGUCACCAUGCCGUGUCACCAUCUGCUUUUCUGGUGUUUAUCUGGUCAACAUGCACACAGGCGUGGAAGGCCUGGAUACUACCUGCUCAUCUGGUGUCAAGCUUCGAACAUCACUGUGCUGACCCUACCUCACACUUGCCAAGACUUGGUGCCACAGCGUGCCUUGCUGCCCAGCCUACAACAUGGCCAUGGAGCAGAUCUGCCGGGCCCACUUCAGGACAGGGGACCGGUCGAUGCCUGUACACAGAAAGCAUGUCCCAAAUGUGCUGUUGCGCAGCUUCUGGUACUAGGGCAUGCUCCUGGUGUAGGACACAGCUCUGAGACUUGCAUGCCCUAUGAGACGGACUGUUGCUAGUGAGUAGGAAUCUCAUGGAGGAGGUGGAAGAUUGGAACUGGAAGCCAGUCUCCACAAAGCCAACCCCUCAGUGUGUGAGAUGACAUCACUAGCGGCCUGUCAACACAGCUCGGUAAAGGGAAGCCGGGACGUCUUUGAGAGCAUACAUAACCAAACUGACUUAGUGAAAACCUAGAAAACAGCCUCCUUCCAGGCUUUGUGGGUUCCUGACUUGUACGUAACUUCUGUCCAGAGACAUUUUAUAGAUACAAAUAACUAAAUCUUGACGGUCUGCAAUACGUUCUUAUUUUUAAGAUUUACCACUCUUCAGGGAAAGGACCAGUGAUACGAUUCAGCAGGUUAAGGCACAAGCUGCCCAGCCUGAGUUCAGUCCCUGGGGACCACAUGGUGGAGGGGAGAAGUGACUUCCCCUGGUUGUCCUCUGACCUCCACACAUGUGCUGUGAAAUGCAUGUACCCCCCCCACAUACUCACACAAUAAAACAAACAAACAUAAUAAUAAAUAAAUAACUUCAAAAAUGUUGAAUUCUAUGGGAUUGUCAAUAGGCUGUGACAUACUAGUAAUUGAUAAAGGCUUUUCAAAGAAUUGUGCUUUCUGUUCUCUUAUUUACACUUGAAUUGUGCAUGUUACAGAAAUGCUGAAAACUUCAGAAAUAGUAAAUAAAAUAUUUUCCCUGGU
Molecule: messenger RNA, 3025 nt
Organism: Grammomys surdaster
Lineage: Eukaryota; Metazoa; Chordata; Mammalia; Rodentia; Muridae
Gene: Dcun1d2
Product: defective in cullin neddylation 1 domain containing 2
Exons: 7
Coding region: 318-1097 (259 amino acids)
Biological process (GO): positive regulation of ubiquitin-protein transferase activity; protein neddylation
Cellular component (GO): ubiquitin ligase complex
Molecular function (GO): cullin family protein binding; ubiquitin conjugating enzyme binding; ubiquitin-like protein binding
Source: RefSeq, a predicted model, not a curated record